Mycena indigotica is the source of this 540-nucleotide messenger RNA. Its product is annotated as ER-Golgi vesicle protein transport Sft2. The coding region runs from base 1 to 540 and encodes 179 amino acids. The transcript is spliced from 2 exons. NCBI's taxonomy places the organism in Eukaryota, Fungi, Basidiomycota, Agaricomycetes, Agaricales, Mycenaceae. The record is from RefSeq and is a predicted model, not a curated record.
AUGGUCCCGCCGAGCGCCCAUGUUCUGCUCGUUGUCGAUGCCGUGCAACUCGUCAUUCCCGUGGCUGUCAUCCACAACGUGUGUUUCUGGCCAGUGAAGUACUUGCGCUAUGUUGGGUACUGCGUCGCUGGCGCCCUCGGUGUGAUUCAGCUGGGUGGGGAGGUUGUGGCGGAUGACGGGGUAUUGGAAGAGGAGAAGUUGGCCUUGUCUCCCUCUAUAAAAUCCCCAACACCUACUCUCUCCACCCUUCGCGCUCAACUAACCUCGCGUGACGGCCGAUGUGUCUUUUCCAGCACACAACUCCCUGACAUUGCCUUCCUCGCGCCAAACAAGACCACCGACCCAACAGCCGCCAACACGCUCUCCGUCAGCCCGUCCAUCCGUGCCCUGCUCAACGCCAGUAAAUUCGGCGUGAUCAAGACACCCAAUGCCAUACUCGAUAGCACGGAUGUCCGGCCCGCCCCGCCCCGGAGCCUGCCGCCAGAAAUGCGCUUCCCUGCCGACGCGCGGUAUCACCUACAUUGGCUGGUCGAGCAUUGA